GAGACGUACGCCCAUGGAGCCCAUGACACUUGUACCCAUGGCAACGCUGUGGCCCGAAAACAGCACUGCGUCACCAACUUCUGCAGAAUGGGAGCUCGUCCACGCCAUCAUUCCCCCGUACAUCUUCACCAUAUCCCUGCUGGGCCUCCUCUUUAACAGCUUCGUCCUCGGGGUGUACUUCAUCCACAUGGAUCGACUGACUGUAGCCGAGAUCUACCUGAGCAACCUGGCGCUGGCCGACUUCAUUCUCCUGUGCGGCCUCCCCUUCUGGGCGAUGUACAUCAUCAACGACUUCAACUGGCUGUACGGCGAUGCAUCCUGCAAACUGGUCAACUCCAUCAUCAUCAUUAAUUUCUACACCAGCAUCUACACUCUGGUUAUGAUUAGCGUUGACCGCUACCUCGCACUUGUGAAGCCAAUGAAGGCCAGGUGGCUGAGACGGACACUCUAUGCCAAGGUGAUCUGCUUUAGCCUGUGGAUAUUAGCCGUCGUACUGAGCACGCCGAUACUUGUUCACAGAAAGGUGAAGUUCAUCGAGGAGUUUGAGACAACAUCCUGCAUACUGGAUUACAGUCACGAGAGCUCCUGGAAGUUGGCCCAUCAGAUGUUGAUGAAUGUGGUGGGCUUUGUUCUCCCUGUUCUGGUAAUUGUUUUCAGCAGUGGGAACAUAAUCAAAGCUUUAGGUCAGAGGAAGGACAGCAUUGCUUUUAAUGACACCAAAGACACAAAAGCCACAGUGCUGAUGUACGCUGUCACAAUACUGUUUUUACUGUGCUGGGGUCCCUUCCAGAUCUUUACCUUCCUCGACACACUCUGUGAUAUUAAAGUGCUGGAUGAGAAGCUGUGGUUCCACACACUCGACAUAGGAGGUCAGGUCUCAGCGUAUCUGGCCUUUCUCAACAGCGCCCUGAACCCACUGCUGUAUGUCUACUCAGGGCAGUAUUUUAGGAGGAAAGUUAGCGCCAUCUACAGGAGGACUAGACAUCCACGCAGAGGAUCAGACAUGACCACAUUUCAACGCUCCGUUGUGUCCACUUACAUUAACAGAACGGAGCAAAUUAAGACUGUGGUGAUUUUUAAUGCAAAGGAUCAGAUGUGACAUGACAUCCUCCAUUUCCGUCGCUGCAUAUAGGAAAUGCAUACAGGAUAUGAGGAUAAGUCAUCAUUUCAUGGGACUUAACACAAUAAUAAUGCUGUUACAUUGUUAAACAGCACUAUGAAAGGAUUUUUUAUACUGUGCUGUGCAGAAAUAAUGGACAUUGCUAGAGAUAAUGGCUGUAAUAUGUACAAGAAAUGAAAGCAGAUUUUAUGUUUACAGUCACCAUAAAGACACUUUUGUCUUUGUCUGCAGACACAGUGUGUAUGUGUCUCAGACAGGCAACUUCACAAGACAUGUUACACUCUGCAGGCUAACUGGAGACACUUUGUGUACAUUGACAUGCAUAGUUUCCUUAUACAGUGUACCUUUGCGUGUAGAAUAAAUAUUUAUCCAGGGCUGGAUACAUCGUUAUGCAAGAUUCCCUUUAGUAUCAACACUCAUGAAUUAAGCUAUUUCUGUGUAUUACUGGAAUAAUGUGUGUAAUCAGUUCAAUGGAAAUCCUUAAG
Molecule: messenger RNA, 1605 nt
Organism: Epinephelus lanceolatus (giant grouper)
Lineage: Eukaryota; Metazoa; Chordata; Actinopteri; Perciformes; Serranidae
Gene: bdkrb1
Product: bradykinin receptor B1
Biological process (GO): positive regulation of cytosolic calcium ion concentration; immune response; calcium-mediated signaling
Cellular component (GO): external side of plasma membrane; membrane
Molecular function (GO): bradykinin receptor activity; C-C chemokine binding; C-C chemokine receptor activity
Source: RefSeq, a predicted model, not a curated record